Molecule: messenger RNA, 2822 nt
Organism: Scylla paramamosain (green mud crab)
Lineage: Eukaryota; Metazoa; Arthropoda; Malacostraca; Decapoda; Portunidae
Product: ATPase ASNA1 homolog
Exons: 8
Coding region: 209-1222 (337 amino acids)
Biological process (GO): post-translational protein targeting to endoplasmic reticulum membrane
Cellular component (GO): GET complex
Molecular function (GO): ATP hydrolysis activity; ATP binding
Source: RefSeq, a predicted model, not a curated record
AAUCUCCACUUUUCUUUAAUAUUCUUCCUUUCCUAGGACAGACUCCUCUAAACGUGGCAGCGUCCGAGAUCAGGAUUACAUCACCAGCAUCACAAGUCAUCAGCAUCAUCAGCAUCAGCAAGGAUACGUAAACAGUACAGCACACCAGAGAGGUACAGUGACGGAUUCAGGCGGCCAUCAACAUCAUCAUCAGCAUCAGCAGCAAGGCAUGGCAGGGUCAGAAGUGGGCAUGGAAGACCUAGAGCCAUUGGAGCCAAGCCUCAAGAAUAUAGUGGAACAGACAUCGCUGAAAUGGGUCUUUGUGGGCGGCAAGGGAGGUGUGGGCAAGACUACCACCAGCUGCAGCCUGGCCGUGCAGCUGUCCCAGACCCGUGAGUCAGUUCUCAUCAUCUCCACUGACCCAGCUCACAACAUCUCGGACGCGUUUGACCAGAAGUUCUCGAAAGUCCCAACCAAAGUGAAGGGAUUCGAUAACCUGUUUGCCAUGGAGAUUGACCCGAACAUAGGAUACGGCGACCUGCCUGACGAGUAUUUUGAAGGGGCCACGGAUGCCAUGCGCAUGGGCCGGGACAUCAUGCAGGAGGUGCUGGGGGCGUUCCCAGGCAUCGACGAGGCCAUGAGCUACGCCGAGGUCAUGAAGCUGGUGCAAGGAAUGAACUUCAGUGUGGUGGUGUUCGACACAGCACCCACCGGCCACACCCUGCGCCUGCUGUCCUUCCCUCAGGUCAUUGAGAAGUCCCUGGGAAAGCUUUUACGUCUUAAGAGUCACAUCUCGCCCUUCAUUAACCAGGUGGCAGGUCUCCUGGGGAUGCAGGAGUUCAAUGCAGAUGAGGUGUCAGGCAAGCUGGAGGGAAUCUUGCCAGUCAUACAGAAAGUCAAUGAGCAGUUCAAAAACCCAGACCAGACAACCUUCGUGUGUGUGUGCAUUGCCGAGUUUCUGUCGCUGUAUGAGACAGAGCGGCUGGUGCAGGAGCUGACACGUUACGGCAUCGACACACACAACAUCGUAGUGAACCAGCUGCUGCUCGGUACCUCAGCAGGCAGCAAAGACUGUCCCACCUGCUCUGCCCGCCGCCGAAUCCAGGCCAAGUAUCUAGACCAGAUUGCUGACCUAUACGAGGACUUCCACAUAGUACAACUGCCCCUGCUGGAACAUGAGGUGAGGGGCGUGGACCAGGUUAAAGAGUUUUCCAUCAACCUGGUGAAGCCGUGCGAACCCUGAGGCUCCACCACCACUACCACCACCACCGUCACCACCACCACCACUGCUACUACCUUCACCUUCGCCGAUAAUGACAUUGCUGGUUAGGUUCGCCGUCACCACCGCCAUCGCAAACAUUGACGACAAUACCAUCACUGCUGUCACCACCACCACUGCUACUAUUACCAGAAGCAUCACUGUCACCAAUGACUGUUGUUGCUGGUUCUGUUCACCAUUACCAGCAGUGGUAAUAGCAACAACCGUCACUACCACCAUAAUACAGAGUUAUUUUUCAUUUUCUUUUCUUUCUUUUUGUAAGGUAAAUCUUCACAGUAACAUUAUUCUUUAAAAAAAACAUCAUUAUAAUCCAGGUAAUUAUGUCAGUGGUUUUGAAGAUACAUAAAGAGCAAACUGUUUCAAAAUACAUACCAACUUGAAAAAAAAACAACCAUGAUUUUGUAACUGUAACUUCACAAUAACAUAAUUAAAAAAAGAAAAAAAACAUCAUUAUAAUCAACAUAAUCAUUUUUCAUCAUCUUUGUGGCCUUUCAAAAGACACUGAGACCAAACCAUCACUAAACAACCUGCCGUAACGCAAACAAGAGUGACCCUUUAACUGUUACCCUUCAUAACAUCACCAUUACAUUUCCCCAUAGUAGCAACCCUUACAAGCUUCCCACUGAACAGACACAGUCCACCACCUUUACUACAGGCAGUGUGGAGGCAGCAACAGACGAGCCUUUGUUAACAGUGGAUGUGGCAACGUAUCCUGUUGAUCGAGCCUGGGACUGCCCAAUUUUGUUUUGUAUCAGCGUAUUCUGAGGGGUCCUGAGGCGUACACAAGGUCAGGGAUGAGGGCGAGAGGCACUGUUCUGUCACCCUGAAGUACAGUCGUGGUCAGAAGUGCGUUAACGUACCAGUUUUUCUAUUAGCUUAGCGUCUUCCUUUUGUCUUAAGUCCCCAGAGCUGUCUAACCAAACACCAGGUAGCCGACUGAUUGCUUUCAUUGAGCUUUGUGUUGCCUGAUAUGCUGGUACUGAGAGGAACAGGAGACAUGACAAAGACACCAGUGGGAGGACUAAAGAGGACCUGGUGAUGGUGUGUGGAGGAGGACAAGACAAGCAGACCAGUAGGAAGACUAAAGACGACCUGGAGAUGGUGAGUGGAGGAGGACAAGACAAGGAGACCAGUAAGGAGGACCUGGAGAUGGUGUGGAGGAGGACAAGGCAAGGACUAAAGAGGACCUGUGGAUGGUGUGUGGAGGAGGACAAGGCAAGACCAGUUGAAGAUCAAAAAAAGACUAGUAAGAAGUACACAGAGAUAUUAACAAAACCAGUGAACAAAACAAAGAGAACAAUGACACUAACAACAAUCUAACAGUCUUAACCAAGCAAAUAUCCCAAACUAGGAGACUUAAGAUUCAAGGAAAGACUUAAAACAGACACAACUUUCUGACUCACCCUGUACCAGAGAUUUAACUUAUGCAUGUGUGUGAUAGAGUCAAGAGAGAGAGAGAGAGAGAAUUAUGUACUUUGUUAUACUUUUAAAAUAUAAGGUUAUUGUAGAUUUCUUAAGCAAGGGAAAGAAAGGGAGGAGUGUUGAAAUAAAAGUAAAUGUGUUA